Molecule: messenger RNA, 4603 nt
Organism: Bubalus bubalis (water buffalo)
Lineage: Eukaryota; Metazoa; Chordata; Mammalia; Artiodactyla; Bovidae
Gene: SPIRE2
Product: spire type actin nucleation factor 2
Exons: 13
Coding region: 84-1946 (620 amino acids)
Biological process (GO): actin filament polymerization; establishment of meiotic spindle localization; polar body extrusion after meiotic divisions
Cellular component (GO): cytoplasmic vesicle membrane; cell cortex
Molecular function (GO): actin binding
Source: RefSeq, a predicted model, not a curated record
CCCCGCGCUUCGCGGGCGCGCCGGCCCCGGCGCGGCUGUUAUGGAAACCGGCCGGGCGCGCAGGCGGCGAUGAUGGGGCGGCCAUGGCCCGGGUCGGCAGCUCCAGCGGCGACGCGGCCGCGGGCGAGCGGGCCGGGGGCGCGGGGCGCUCCGAGCCGUGGGAGCUGUCCCUGGAGGAGGUGCUGAAGGCGUACGAGCAGCCCAUCAACGAGGAGCAGGCGUGGGCCGUGUGCUUCCAGUGCUGCCGCGGGCUGCGGGGCGCGCCGGGCGGCCGGCGGCGCAUCCGGGACACCGCGGACAUCCUCCUGCGCAGAGACGGCUCGGUCAGCGCGCGGCGAGAGUCCGGCGCGGCGGAGCCCACAACAAUGGUGUCACCGGCCAGCUCGGAAGCCCAGGUGGUGCAGUCGCUGGGCUUCGCCAUCUACCGCGCGCUGGACUGGGGGCUGGCCGAGCAUGAGGAGCGUGAGCUCAGCCCGCAGCUGGAGCGGCUCAUCGACCUCAUGGCCAACAGCGACUGCGAUGACGACGGCGGUGGCGGGACGGCCGACGAAGGAUACGGGGGUCCCGAGGAGGAAGAGGAGGCAGAGGGCGGCCCCCGCACCGUGCGCACCUUCGCUCAGGCUAUGCGCCUGUGUGCCGCACGCCUGACCGAGCCCCGGGGCGCACAGACCCACUACCAGGCCGUGUGCCGCGCGCUCUUCGUGGAGACGCUGGAACUGCGCGCCUUCCUCGCCAGGGUCCGGGAAGCCAAGGAGAUGCUGCAGAGGCUCCGGGAGGAUGAACCGCAGGCAGAGAAGCCCCUUGUGGAGCUGGAUAGCCUGAGGCGCACAGACUGGGCCCGCCUCUGGGUCCAGCUCAUGCGGGAGCUCCGCCAUGGGGUGAAGCUGAAGAAGGUACAGGAGCAGGAGUUCAACCCCCUGCCCACAGAGUUCCAGCUCACCCCCUUCGAGAUGCUCAUGCAGGACAUCCGUGCCAGGAACUACAAACUGCGCAAGGUCAUGGUUGACGGGGACAUCCCUCCCAGAGUGAAGAAAGAUGCCCAUGAACUCAUCCUGGACUUCAUCCGCUCCCGGCCUCCACUGAAGCAGGUGUCAGAGAGAAGGCUUCGCCCCUUACCCCAGAAGCAGAGAACUCUGCACGAGAAGAUCCUGGAAGAGAUCAAGCAGGAACGCAGGCUACGCCCCGUGGAGAGCAGGCGCUGGGAUGGCCGGGGCGAGCGGGGGUUCGGCUCUCUGCCCUGCAUCCUGAACGCCUGCUCUGGGGACGUCAAAUCCACUUCCUGCAUCAACCUGUCCAUCACAGAUGUUGGGAGCAGCGCCCAGCGCCCAAGGCCCCGGGUCCUGCUCAAGGCACCUACGUUGGCUGAGAUGGAAGAGAUGAAUACUUCUGAGGAAGAAGAGUCACCGUGCGGAGAGGGGACGCUGAAGCGAGAUCGUUCUUUCUCUGAGCAUGACCUGGCGCAGCUCCGGAGUGAGGUGACCUCUGGUCUGCAGCCGGCCCCUCAGCCCCCUGGAGGCCUGGAGUUGUCCCGGCCGCGAGCAGGCAGCAUGCAGUCCUGGAGGCCAAGCCCCCUGGAGCCGGGUUCCCUCCCCAUCAGUGUCCAGUCCCAGCCUGACCCCAGCUCCCUACCACGCAGUGAUGUGAGCUCAGUCGAGGACAGGCAGGGGGCCUCCGCGGCCCCGAACGCCAGUCACCUGUGGCUGGAGUUCAGCCACCCCGUGGAAAGCCUGGCUCUGACGGUAGAGGAGGUGAUGGACGUGCGCCGUGUGCUGGUGAAGGCAGAGAUGGAGAAGUUCCUGCAGAACAAGGAGCUCUUCAGCAGCCUGAAGAAGGGGAAGAUUUGCUGCUGUUGCCGAGCCAAGUUCCCGCUGUUGUCAUGGCCACCCUCCUGUCUCUUUUGCAAGAGGUGGAUUCUCUACCAACUGAGCUAUCAGGGAAGCCCAUAAAACUCAAGAAUAGGAGUAGAAAAAUACCCAGCAUCAAGCCAGAUAAAACGCCUGUCAUCCAAUUGCAGAUUAUCAGGCAUGUCAAGAAGCAGGAAAACAUGACCCAUGGUGAGAAAAACCAAUCAAAUCAUGGAGAACUGACCCAGAUUAUAGGAUUAGCAGAUAAGGACAUUAAAAAUUUUGAACUGCAUUUUAUACCUUGAAAAAGUUAAAGACAUGGAAGAUAUAAAGAAGUGACAAACAUCUAGACAUAAAAUGUAUGAGAUGAAAAAAAUUACACUGGAUGAUAUAUAGCAGAUUAGACAUUUAGAGUAAUGUGCAGAAGAAAAGAUUAGUUAGCUUGAAGAUACAGCAGUAGAAACUAUCUGAAAUAAAACACACAGAAAAAAAGAAUUAAAAAUGAAAAUGGCAUUGGCAAGCUGUGGGGUAACAUUAAGAAGCCUAAUACAGCUGUAAAGAAAGUCCCUAAAGAUGUGGGGGCAGAAAAAGUAUUUGAAGAAAUAAUGGCUAAAAAGGUUUUCCAAAUUUGAUGAAAAGUAUAAACCCACAAGAAACCCACUGAACCCCAAGGACAAGAAACAUGAAUAAAAUCACACCAAAACACACAAUCAAAUUGAUCAAUGAUAAAACCAAUGAUAAAGAAAAAUAAAAGGACAGAAAUUCCUAAAUUCAGUCAGCAAAUAAAAAACAUGUUGUGUACAAAGAAAGAUAAAGAUGACUGCAGAUUUCUCAUCGAAACACUAUAAGCAGGAUGUCAGUGGAACAACGUCUUUAAAGUACUGAAAGAAGAAAAAAGUGGUCAAUCUAGAAUUCUGUACAAGAAUAUUUGUGUCAAAAACAAAGGCAAAAGUAAAGACACUUUGAGAAAUACGAAAGCCCCCAGCAGACCCAUACUGGAACAAAUGGUAAACGAGGCCUGCUGCAUAAAAUUAAAAUGAUGCCAGAUGGAGAUCUGAAUGUACACAAAGGAAUAAGAGCACUAGCAACAGUAGCUGCUAAGAUGUAACUCUCCUAACAUAAAAGAUUCUCUUCUUAUGCCUCCUUAAAAGCUAAACCAGUGCUUCCCUGAUGACUUACUGGUAAGGGAUCUGCCUGCCAAUGCAGGAGACAGGGGUUUGAUCCCUGAUCUGGGAGGAUCCCACUUGCCACACAACGACUAAGCCCAUGUGCCACAGCUAUUGAGCCUGCACCCUAGAGCCUGGGAGCUGCAGCUACUGAAGCCCACGUGCCCUGGAGCCUGGGCUCCGCAAGAACAGGAGCCACUGCAGUGAAAAGCCUGUGCACCGAAGCUAGAGUGAGCCCCACUCUCUGCACUAGAGAAAAGCCCAUGCAGCAGUGAAGACCCAGCACAGCCAAAAAUAAAUAAAUGAGAAAAAAACAAUUGGUAAGCCAAUAUCUAGCACCCAGCAAGGUAAAAUUCAGUCUGCCAUCCAAACAAAGUUUAUUAGGAAUGCAAAAAAGUAAUAAAAAAUGUAUUUUGGGGCUUCUAACAGAUGUAUAAGUAAAAAUAUCCUAACAAUAUCAUUAAGACUGAAGGUGAAAAAAAAAAAAAGACUGAAGGUGAGGAUCAGAAAUACGCUGUUAUUAGUUUUUUAUACUGUACAUUAGAUGGUAAAAUAUGACUUAAAGGAAACUGUGAUAAGUUAAAGAUGAUCCUGUGAGCCCAAACACAACCACUGAAUUAGCCUUUAAGUCAAAAAGAAUAUACUGGAUUGGCUGAAAAGUUCAUUUGGGUUUUUCCAAACAAACUUUUUGGCCAACCCAAUAAAAUGGAAUCAUAAAAAAAAUCCUCAAUACACAAAGCAGAAAAAGGAAAAAAGAACAAACACGACAGAAAGAAAACAAAUCCCAAGAUGACAGACUUAAACCCAACUGUAUCAACGAUUACAUUAAACAUAAAUGGCUUAAGCCAAUUAAAAGACAGAGUUUCCCAUAUUGAUUAAAGAAAGCAAGACAAUCUGCUGUCUAUAAGUCAUGUGUUUUGUUUGUUUGUUUUUUUUUUUGGCUGUGCCAUGCAGCUUGUGGGAUCUUAGUUCCCCUACCAGGGAUCAAAUGCACACCCUCUGCAUUGGAAGGGUGGAGUCUUAACCUCUGGGCCACCAGGGAAUUCCUAUGACCUGUAGUUUAAAUAAAAGACACACAUUGAUUGGAAGAAGGAUGGAGAAAGAUACCCCAUGCCAAUAGUAGUCUAAAGAAAGCCUGAGUUGGUAUGUUAAUACCAUACAAAGUAGACUAUGGAGCAAAGAAUAUUACCAGAGUUAAAGGAGUUCAUUUCAUGGUGAUAAAGGGAAGAAAUAAUUCUGAACACUUUCUGUACCUAUCAAGAGAUUCAAGAUACAUGGAACAAAACAUUGACAGAACAGCAAGGGAAAAUAGCUAAAUCCAUGGUUAUAAUUAGAGAAAUGAAAAACCAAGGGUAGAGGAGAUUUGAAUGACACCAUCACCAACUGAACCUACGUGAUGUUUACAGAAACUAAUCCAUACAAUGGGAUGUACAUUCUUGUCAAGUACACAUGGAAUGUUCACCAACAUGACUGUAUUCUAGGUCAUAAAACAGGUCUCAGAAAUGUGGAAGGAUUCAUAUCAUACACAGUAUGUUCCCUGACCACAGUGAAAUCAAAUCAAAUGAAUACAGAGGUCUGUUGAUGGCAGAUUAA